AUGCAGACAUUUCAUAUUCUUCUCAUGCAUUCUAUAUUCUUUCUCCUAUCUGCACCUUUUAAAGCUAAUGCGCAACAAACCCGGUUUAAUAUAGGCCUGGGAUCUUCUCUUGCACCAACCAAAAACUCUUCAUGGCCGUCUCGUUCUGGUCUCUACGCCUUUGGUUUUUAUCGGCAACGGAAAGGCUAUGCUGUUGGAAUUUUUCUCGCUGGAAUUCCUGAGAAAACUGUAGUCUGGACUGCAAACCGAGAUGAUCCACCAGUCUCCAGUAACGCUACUUUGCUGUUAAAUUCUGAAGGCAGGCUUGUCUUGCAAUCAACAGAAGGCUCAGCUUCUAUAGCUAAAAUUUCAAGGCCCGCCGCAUCCGCUUCCAUGCUAGACUCUGGCAACUUUGUGCUUUAUAACACUAGUGGAGGAAUAAUAUGGCAGAGUUUUGAUCACCCAACUGAUACUAUUUUGCAAACUCAAAGUCUCCUCACAGGGAAGGAGUUGCUUUCAAGUGUUUCAGGAACUGAAUAUUCCAGGGUGAGAUUCCGUCUUAAGAUGCAAUAUGAUGGAAACCUGGUGCAGUACCCAGAGAAUACUGCAGACACAUCUACAUAUGCUUAUUGGGCGUCAAAUACUGGGCUGUUUUUUACAAACGGGUCGGCUUAUGAAGUCAAACUUGAUGUCGAUGGCCAUCUUUACAUGGUUAGUUCCAUAGGCCUCCCCGUAAAAAACAUAACAGAGGGAGGAUAUCCAACUAACAAAGGAACAAUCUAUUUGGUGAAAAUUGAUUGGGAUGGGAUACUCCGAUUAUAUACAUACAAUUUAAGACAAAAUGGUUCAAGGUUAGUUGUGUGGGAAUCUCUGGAAGAUAAGUGUGUGCCUAAGGGUCUGUGUGGCCUUAAUAGCUAUUGUAUUAUAAAACAGAACCAGAAAUUUGGCUGUAUAUGUCUUGAAGGAUUUGUUUAUGUUGACCAAGAAAAUCAAUAUUCAGGCUGUCAAAGAAAUUCCUCAAACCGGCAUGGAGCUGUAAACUACACAAUUCAGGAAUUGGAUAAUUAUUACUUCGAAGAUGUUUCAUAUAAAGUUCUACAAGUAUCCAAAGAAGACUGUAAACAGGCAUGUUUGGAGGACAGUGAUUGCGAAGCAGCACUAUUUAGUACAAAUGGAAACUGCAGAAUGCAAAAGCUUCCUUUGAGAUUUGCAGGAAAAGAUCCCAACGUUGACUCAUCAAAUAUCGUUCUUGUCAAGGUAGAAGUUACUUCAUCCUCCACUGAUAGCGGACCUGUUGAGCUCAAAGAAAGCAAGAAACAUCUCCCGGUGGAUAUGAUCAUAAUUGUCUGUUCUUUAUUUGUUGCUUUUAUAUUUGUUAUUUUCGCAAUAUUCGGUUUUGUUAUCUACAGAUAUCAUUGCUGGUCAUAUAGGAGAAUUCUUGACGAUUGCUUUUGCGAGGAUAUUGCCCCCACAUCAUUUAGUUUUGCAGAGAUUGAAAAAAUGACUGAAGGUUUCAAGGAAGAGAUUGGUAGAGGAUCUUCAGGUACAGUUUAUAAAGGGACAAUGAUGAAUUGCCAAAAGUUAGUAGCUGUCAAGAAAUUAAAGAAGGGGUUCGCUGAAGAGGAAAGGGAAUUCCUGACUGAGAUUAAGGUAAUUGGGAGAACCCAUCACAGGAAUCUAGUUCGUCUACUCGGAUACUCCUCCGAUGGACCCAAAAAGGUGUUGGUAUAUGAGUACAUGAGCAAUGGUUCUCUUGCUGAUCUUCUCUUCACUCCAGAAAAGCAACCUAACUGGGUUGAAAGAAUAGGCAUCGUUCACGAUAUAGCAAGAGGCAUUCUCUAUCUACAUGAUGAGUGUGAAACUCAGAUCAUCCAUUGUGACAUAAAACCUCAUAAUAUACUCAUGGACGAGAAAAUGCAUGCAAAAAUUUCUGAUUUUGGAUUAGCAAAGCUGAUGAAACCAGACCAAACUAAAACUUAUACAGCAAUAAGGGGAACGAGGGGAUAUGUUGCACCAGAAUGGCAUCGAAAUAUACCUGUGACAGUGAAAGCGGAUGUUUACAGUUUUGGAAUUGUGUUCUUGCAAAUCAUAUGUCGUCGAAGAAGUAUGGACGAAAAUCUUCCGAAUGAUCAAGUUAUUCUUGAAGAUUGGGCUUACAAGUGUUUUGAUGCUGGGGAGUUGAUUCAACUAGUAGGUGAUGAAAAGGUUGAUCUAAAACAAUUAGAGAGGAUGAUGAAAAUUGCACUUUGGUGUAUCAUUGAUGAGCCAUCCCUUCGUCCUUCAAUGAAGAAAGUUUUACUUAUGCUGGAAGGGACUGUAGAUUUUCCAAUGCCUCCUAAUCCUAUUUCGUAUCUGAGGACUAUCUAAGUCUUGUUUGUUUUUAUAUUUCUGUUUUAGCCUUCAAAUGUCACUAUAAUGGAAAAUAAGAU
Pistacia vera is the source of this 2408-nucleotide messenger RNA. Its product is annotated as G-type lectin S-receptor-like serine/threonine-protein kinase LECRK3. Gene Ontology annotation, molecular function: ATP binding; protein serine/threonine kinase activity. Lineage: Eukaryota; Viridiplantae; Streptophyta; Magnoliopsida; Sapindales; Anacardiaceae. The record is from RefSeq and is a predicted model, not a curated record. Bases 1 to 2346 code for a protein of 781 amino acids. Gene Ontology annotation, biological process: protein phosphorylation. The transcript has a single exon.